Messenger RNA from Octopus bimaculoides (California two-spot octopus), 5645 nucleotides. RefSeq lists its product as uncharacterized. The record is from RefSeq and is a predicted model, not a curated record. Lineage: Eukaryota; Metazoa; Mollusca; Cephalopoda; Octopoda; Octopodidae. Gene Ontology annotation, biological process: transcription by RNA polymerase III. Gene Ontology annotation, molecular function: protein binding. Gene Ontology annotation, cellular component: transcription factor TFIIIC complex.
AUGUUACGAAUGGCCCUUAAUGUAAAAUGGCAGCAGCAUAUGACAAAUGAAUGUCUUUAUGGAGACCUGCUGAAAGUUAGUGAGAAGAUCAGAAUUGAGGGUUUGUUACAAUGUACACUCAUUCAUACGGCCUUCUCCCUGUCUACCCUGAUUGAUCAGAGUUCAACUUAUAAUUUUGUAUCUCAGUUUGGGAGUAAUAAUGUUCGAAGAUCUCAACGCCAAACAAGAGCGCUGAUUGUAUCGGAAAGCAAUAUUAGACGAGGGCGGUCUUCCAAGAAGCUGUCAGCCAACACUGAUUACAGUGAUAUCAAUAAAGAGGAAUCUAUUUUAGGAACAAGAACUAGAAAUUGCUACAGAAAAAGUACAACAAAUAGUGCUUUAAAAAACAGCAGUUCAGUUCUGAGAAAAAGCGAAGAACAAAAUAUCUUUGAGGAUAGUGAAGAAGAUGAUUUCAGUAAGCAGUCGGAAACCUCAGAUCAACCUGAGGAAGACACAUCUCGCAGUUUGCGUAUGCAGCUGCUUCAGGCUAGAAUGAUGGAAGGUUCUGAUUUAUAUACAAAACGUCAGCCGAAGAGCCGAAAAUCUAGCAAGGCUUCUCGUGAAAGCUCAUCCAGUUUUACUUCUGUUGAAGAAAAGAAACACAAGAAAAAGUCUAAGAAAGUUACCUACUGUGUGUCAAGUAUAAAACUUGAACAAGGUUCAGAAUUUGAUAAUCUGAAAUCCGUUCAGCAAAACAAUGAUACACGUUCCUUUCCUGCCACUCCUGCUCUCACUCUAAGACUGUCGAAAUUACAACCUGAAAAAUGGCUGCGAAAGAGUGACUUAAUAAAUGAAGGCAAAGACUCUGCUGCUUCUCAUGACAACAGCAAGAGCAGUGUGAAGUUGAAGCACUUAAAAAAGAAUAAAAGUGGUGGCAGAGAAUACAGCCCAAGUAGUCCUUCUACUUCAAAUACUUCAGAUGAUACCAUUGAAAAUGUCCCAAACAUGGAAGUAAAUCAGUCAGAUUGUAGCAGUGGUAGUGAAGAUGAUUCAGUUUCUAAUCAUGACAAUCAAACUAAAGACGACAGAGUCAAAAGUAACUAUGUGUCCAAACCAAUUGGUCAGAAUUCCAAAGAGAAAUUGUUUACUGAAAAAGGGAAAACACCGUUGAAGCUCAGUGUCAGGAUUAAAAAAACUGACAUGUCUUUAAUUACUGAAAAGGGAUCAAGGUUUAGCCCUGCCAGUGCUUCUGAGAAGCAGAAAAAAUAUGAAAAUGUUUCUAGUGGUGAGAGUACAGAAAUUGAAGAAUAUAACGACAUAGCCGUUGACCCUGGGGACAGCAGUCCUUUGCACAAACCAGUUAGUUUAAAUGAUAAUGAAAUCACUAAAAAAACUGACAGUGUCAAAAGUUCUCAGAAGAGUCGUCUGAAUGUUGAAAAGUCAUCUCGUAAAGGUGGAGAUGACAAGACUUCAAAAGCAAGUGAUAACGAAGGUGGCAAAUCAGUAGAUGGGUAUUCUUCUGUUCCUUCAGUGAAAGAGGAAACUGACUUAACAGAUUCUGAUCUUCAGAAUUCCUCACAGAAACGAAAACCUGGGAGAACCAAAAGAGUCCCCCAAAUUAGUCUCACUCCUUUAGAGCUUUUAGAUGAUGCUAACCUUAUAUGGCCCAAACAAUCAGUUGAUUCUGAAAGUGCUUCUUCAAAACGCUCCAGAAAGAAGCAAUCAGGAUUUAAACAUUACGACGCCGCCACUCCUCGUCGUAAGCAAAAAUCCCCACGCAGAAUCAUUGUAAAUGUUGAUCAGAACAGCAUGUAUGACAAUGAGAUAGAUUCUAACUAUGAUGUAGGAGAUGAAGCGUUAGAGGACACAGACGGCCAUACAGAAGAGAAAACUAGCAGCAAGAAGUCUGAGAACCUCAAGUGUCCAAGAUGUGAAGCUACACUUGUCAGUGCUCCUUCACUCAAAUACCAUUUAAUGAGUAUUCACCAAGCUCUGUGGACCAAAGAUUGUCCAGAAGGCAAUGCGGAUAACAAAUCACUGAAAAACAUCAUGAAAAAACUCGGUAAACUAAAUUGCCCUCAAUGUGGCAAAGAAGUACGGAAUUUCCAAUACUACCAAUUCCAUAUUGAGUGGUGUGGCCGAGAGGAGGAAGUAGUUGUCUGUCCUAUUUGUAAUAAAAAACAACGUCUUAUGUAUAUGGCCAGUCACACAAACUUGCACAAACGCAAGGAACGGAUUGAAAUGGAGAGACAAAAACAGGUGCAGAGUGAUGCCACUGCUCCAAAAUCACAGCGAAAGAGAAAAGCAGCACAGAAAGCAAUUGGUUCCCUGCAUGUUAUGAGUCAAGAGUUAUUUAGCACAGAUGAAAUGGGAGACAGUCGUCCGUUGAAACGGAGCAGACAUUUCAACCUUCCAGAUGACCAUGAUGCUUCUCUGCUCUGUGAUGAUAACUUUGGUAUGGAUGAUUUUGAUGAUAAACAUCAUUCCACUACUACGAGUUCCAGCCAUGGGGGUUCAACACGUGGUGGCGGAGGUUCUUCAAUGUGGCCCAGUAAAGAUGAAGAUCUCUUUGAAGAAUGCUUACAAUACCAUACCAAACUUGAGGUUCUUCUUCCAGCAUUUGAUGAAUUUUUACCAACAAGGGACAUGUUUUAUCAUCUUCAAUCUCAUGAAAUUGACACCUGUCUCCCAAUCACCCGUAAGAGUAUCGAUUUUGCUGUAGAGUUGGGGAAUAAAGUAGAGCCAGCAUCUUUAGGCUUGUUUGGAUCUACAGUUUCUGGGGAUAGUGUCAACUUUUUUACUGGUGGCCCUGUUUGGUGUGCGGUGUGGUGCCCCAUUCCUACAACAGAGGGCAUUGGUGCCGACCAAUAUGUUGCUGUGUACUCCCAUAAACAUAUGGAUGAAACCAAUGUGGUGAAGAAAGCUUUCAGCAAGACGACUGUUAUUCAAAUAUGGAACUGUGGGCCUCUCAAUGCAUUUUCUGAGAAAUUGUUUCUACCACAUCUUGCAUAUGGUAUUGUCCAUGAUUUUGGAUGUGUAUUUAGUAUGUCCUGGUGCCCGUUUGGAGCAUGGCAGUCGUGUUCUCAGUCAAGUUUCCAAGAGGGUUCUUUGAGAAGACUUGGUCUACUGGCAGCUGCAUGUUCAGAUGGAAGUGUCCGUAUUUUCAGUGUCCCUUAUGCAUCAGAUCUGCUCGACAAGGAUCAAUUGGUUGGCACGUAUCAGUUUUUCCGGGUUAAGCCGUCCAUUAGUUUGAUACCUUUGCCAGAUAUGUCAGGCAGUGUUAGUAGUUGUUGUUUGUGUGUUGACUGGCAACAUGGUGAGGAGCGACGAUAUGUGGUGGCUGGUUAUGCUGAUGGUGCUACCAGAAUAUGGGACUUAAAAACACAGUCUCCAUUAUUACGUACUAGUAUCAACUUAGAUAUGACUGAUGUAUUCUUGCAUCCAAUCCGAUGUUUCAAAAGCCAUCUAAGUGAAGUACGUGCUGUGUGUUGGUCUCAAACUGUACAUGACACUUUUGUGACUUGUGGUGCUGAUCGUGAUGUGAAAUUUUGGAGAACAUCAGAUACAAGCUUCCCAUUUUGUUGUGAAAAGUUCUGUCAGUGCAUGAGUGCCCGUUGGGUUCAGCCUUGGAAUGGAGUUGUUGUUGCUCAGGAUGAUGCUUUUUGUUAUGAUCAUUGCUGUGCUUUCUACCAAGAUGCUGGCUUAUGUUACCCUGACCUUUAUGGACGUCGUUCUGUUAUGUGGCAUAAUGCUUGUAUCUGGGAUGUAACUCAUUCAAGUUGGUUAAAUGUGGCUGUAACCUGUGAUAGCACUGGUACACUUAUGAUGUUUAAGUGUAUGAAUUUAUGGAAAGGCAAUAAAUCUAAGAAGUUAAUGUACCGCAGACAUCUCUUGUUUGAAACAGAAGUAAUUCCCUCCAUCUUUCGGGAUUCAAAUAAAGACUCAGAUUCAUUUAGUUUUAUCUUGGAACCAAGGACAUAUGAUGAAGUCUUACCCCGAUGUAGUCUGGUUUACAAAGAUAAGAAAAUGGAUGUUAUUAAACCUGAUGCAAAGUUUGGUUCUGGUAAACAUCUUCCGCGAGAAAAAAUUGGAGCCUACCCAAUUGCAGCCUUAUAUAAGGUGAACUUCAAUCCAAAUUUUGGCAGCUGUUCCUGGUUGUUGUCUGCUGGACAGGCAGGUUUAGUUCGUCUUCAUAAUCUCUCUGGUCUCUUUAGUGUGCAACAACGUCGACUGUGGACACUUCAUGUAAAUCGAUGAACAUUUCACUUGUUCAGCCUGUUGUUGCAGAGCUGUUGUCAGUUGUGCUGGUACUUCCUUUUUUUUUUUUCCAAAGACGACCAUUCAGAAGGUACUCCAGUGCACUACAAACUGUAUAUUUGUUAAUCAUCUCAGCUGUGUGUCACAUGGACUUCCUAUAGGGAAUCACAGAACCAUUUUACGAAGCACACAUAUUUCGGUCUCAAAAUAUUUGCGACCUCUUUGGUGUAUGAUCAGUUAAACACUGAGACAGCAUCUAUUUGCAGUAUCAUUUCAGAUAUUGAAAUUAUAAUAUCUUUUAUGAUACCAUACUUGGUACCUGCAUCAUAGGAGAUUCUAUCUAAUAGACACAUUAUACUUGCAGGACAACCACAAAUGUAUUCCUUGCUAAUUCCAUUUCUCAACUGGAUUUCAGUGCAUUUUUUAUUUAUUUAUUUAUUAAUUAUUAUUAUCAUUAUUAUUAUUAUUACUAUUAUUAUUAUUAUUACUAUUAUUAUUAUUAUUUGUAAUGAUAAUUUUUUUUUUUUGCAUAUUUUGAAUUUUAACUAGCUUUGUAUAUUUAUAAUUUGGUGCUUCAUCUUGUUCAACAAGUCAAGAAACCGUCUGCUUAUCUCUGUUUUCAUUAAUUUAGGUCUUUUGUCUGUUUUCUCAGUGAGACACAUUUGAAGUCACCAAAGUGUUCCUAAACAAUUUUUUUUUUUUUUUCUUCCUCUCCCUCCUCUAAUUCUUCAUAACUCCAUCCAUUUUCCCCAUCCAUCUGCUACAUUUGUUUUAAUCAUUUUAUAAAUCCUGCAGAUUUAAUUUCCAGUUUGGUGAGCAAUUACACUCAUUUAAUUAAUAAUUAUAAACUAGAUAGUUUUUUUCUUUUUUUUUUUUUCCUCCUGUUUUUCCUCCUCCUGCUUCUCACGUUCAUCUCUUUCCGUUUCAUAGCUGCGUACCUGCUUCCUAGUGGAAACCCACUAUUUAAAUGGUAAAAUGUAUUCAUAAAUAUUUUCUUCAGUAUAGUUUUUUUUUUUCCUCUCCUUUUCAUUGGCCUUUGUCAAUACAAUAUAAUCAGUAGAAUGGCAGUUAUUUUGUAUUCUUAUUCUGAAUAAGUUUCCAAACACAUCAGAACUGUUAGUGAUGAAGCAGUUUAAAAAAUACUUGACCAGUGAUAGCUAAUGUUCAGACCAGACCAGAGCAAGACCCAUCUCACAUGUUUACUCAUCACAGAUGUGUCCAGUCAUCUAAAGAAAACCUUGGCUAUUUAUUCUUUCUGUAUUUUGAUGGAAGCUUUAAGUUCUCAAUUUUGUCAGGAUUUUUUUUUUUUCCAUUUUUUUCCCCAUAUACAGUUUUAUGACCUUGUAAAACCAGUUAUAACGAUAACAAGAAAUAAACACAAGCUUUUGUCUAUAGAGCCUUAAUUUUAA